UUCGCGCUCCGUCCCGCACCUGCUCCCCUGUCGCCCGGCCCCGGGGCGCCACUGUCAUGAGGCUGGCGCUGCUCUGGGCCUUGGGGCUCCUGGGUGCCGGCAGCCCUCGGCCUUCGCGGCCGCUUCCAAGCCUAGGUGGUACUGAGGAGCAGCUGGCCGGACCAGGAAGGGCCCAAAAUGGGCUGGUGGAGCCCCAGGUCCUUCAGGACGUCCCUCUAAUUAACCUGGCAGAAGUGCUUCAGGCCAGCCUACCCGAGGCCCUGAGGAUCAAGCUGGAGCUGGAUGGUGAGAGUCACAUCCUGGAGCUGCUACAAAAUAGAGAUCUGGUCCCAGGCCGUCCAACCCUGGUGUGGUACCAGUCGGAUGGCACUCGAGUGGUCAGCAAGGGACAUACUCUGGAAAAUUGCUGCUACCAGGGGGGAGUGAAGGGCCGUGCAGACUCCUGGGCCUCUCUCUGCACCUGCUCUGGGCUCAGAGGGCUUGUGGUCCUGUCCCCGGAGAGAAGCUACACCCUGGAGCUGGGGCCUGAGGGCCUUCAGGGUCCUCCCAUUAUUUCCCGGAUCCAAGACCUCCUCCUGCCAGGCCGCACUUGUGCCCCAAACUGGCAUGCACCUGUGCCUGCUCAGGCCCAGCCAGACCCUCUCCUGGGCCAGCACCGCAUUCGCCAGAGGCGGGAUGUGGUCACCGAGACCAAGAUUGUUGAGUUGGUGAUUGUAGCCGAUCAUUCGGAGGUCAGGAAGUACGCCAACUUCCAGCAUCUGCUGAAUCGCACCCUGGAAGUAGUCCUCCUGCUAAACACAUUCUUCAGGUCCCUGAGCGUUCGGGUGGUGCUUGUGGGCCUGGAGGCCUGGACCCAGCGCGACCUGAUAGAAAUGAGCCCAAACCCAGCGGCCACGCUAGAAAACUUCCUCCGUUGGCGCCGGACGGACUUGCUGCCUCGAUUGCCUCACGACAGUGCCCAGCUGGUGACGGUCACUUCCUUCUCUGGACCCAUGGUGGGCAUGACCAUGCAAAAUUCCAUCUGUUCUCCUGACUUCUCGGGAGGCGUGAACGUGGACCACUCCACCAGCAUCCUGGGAGUCGCCACCUCCAUCGCUCAUGAGUUGGGUCACAGCCUGGGCUUGGACCAUGACUCUCCUGGGAGCAGCUGCCCCUGUCCAGGUCCAGCUCCGGCCAAGAGCUGCAUCAUGGAGGCUUCUACUGACUUCCUGCCGGGCCUGAACUUCAGCAACUGCAGCCGCCUGGCCUUGGAGAAGGCCCUCCAGGGUGGGAUGGGCAGCUGCCUGUUCGAAUGGCAAGGGCUGCCCGGCCCGCCCCUGGCGUCGUCUUUGUGCGGAAAUCUGUUUGUGGACCCUGGCGAGCAGUGUGACUGUGGCUUCCCAGAUGACUGCACUGAUCCUUGCUGUGAUUACUUCACCUGCCAGCUGAGGCCAGGGGCCCAGUGUGCGUCCGACGGACCCUGCUGCCAAAACUGCAAGCUGCGCCCAGAUGACUGGCAGUGCCGCCCUCCUACAGGCGACUGUGAUUUGCCCGAGUUCUGCCUAGGCAAUAGCUCCCAGUGCCCCCCUGACGUCAGGCUAGGGGACGGUGAGCCCUGUGCCAACGGCCAGGCUGUGUGCAUGCAUGGACGCUGCGCCUCCUAUGCCCAGCAGUGCCAGUCACUCUGGGGACCUGAGGCCCGGCCUGCCGCACCACUUUGCCUCCAGACAGCCAACACUCGUGGCAAUGCCUUCGGGAGCUGUGGCCGCAGCCCCAGCGGCAGCUACAUGCCCUGCACCCCUAGAGAUGCCAUUUGUGGGCAGCUGCAGUGCCAGGGGGGUAGAAGCCAGCCCCUGCUGGGCUCAGCCCAGGAGCUGCUCUGGGAGACCCUGGAAGCCAAUGGGACACAGCUGAACUGCAGCUGGGUGCACCUGGACCUGGGCAGCGAUGUGGCCCAGCCCCUGCUGGCUCUGCCUGGCACUGCCUGUGGCCCUGGCCUGGUGUGCAUUGACCAUCGAUGCCAGCCUGUGGACCUGCUGGGAGCACAGGAAUGUCGAAGCAAAUGCCAUGGGCAUGGGGUGUGCGACAGCAACAGGCGCUGCCAUUGUGAUAAAAGCUGGGCACCCCCCAACUGCAUGACCCAGCUCCGAGCAGCCAGCUCCCUGACCACAGGCUUGCUCCUCAGCCUCCUCCUGUUGCUGGUCCUAGUGGUACUUGGUGCCAGUUACUGGCACCGCUCCCGCCUGCACCAGCGACUCUGCCAGCUCAAAGGAUCUAGCUGCCAGUACAGAGCAGCCCAAUCCAACGCCCCUGAGUGCCCGGGACCCCCCCAGAGGGCGCAGCUGAUGCCAGGCACUAAGACUAGUGCACCCCACUUCCCGGCCGCCCCCUCCAGGCCGCUGCCACCUGACCCUGUGCCCAAGAAACUCCAGGCUGAGCUGACUGGCCGAACCAGUCCCCCCACUCGCCCUCUGCCCGCUGACCCUGUGGUGAGGCGCCCGAAGUCUCAGGGGCGUGCCAAGCCCCCACCCCCAAGAAAGCCACUGCCUGUGGACCCCCAGGGCUGGCACCCAUCAGGUGACCAUCCUGGCGCAGGAGCUAGAAGCAUGCCAUCGGUGGUGCCCUCCAGGCCAGCACCACCACCCCCAGCAGCAUCCUCGCUCUACCUCUGACUGCUCCUGUGGUUCCUCUGCCUCCAACCCAGUACUCAGAGAAGUGGAAUCUGGCGGAGUCCCCCCACCACACACCCCAACUUACUAACGGAGCAGAAGUCUAGACCCUGUAGUGUCCAGUAGUAAGGAACUGCCCACGUUCAGGUGCUGCUAAGCAGCACCCUGGGACUCUCCUACACGCUGCAGCUGGGUACUGGGGAGGGGCAGGGCCUUGACUGGGCUGAAGGUGGUGCACACAGCCUGUCUGUCCUGUUGUAAUAAUAAAUGUGAGAUCUUGGAAA
Jaculus jaculus (lesser Egyptian jerboa) is the source of this 2932-nucleotide messenger RNA. It is a transcript of the gene Adam15, whose product is annotated as ADAM metallopeptidase domain 15. The record is from RefSeq and is a predicted model, not a curated record. Lineage: Eukaryota; Metazoa; Chordata; Mammalia; Rodentia; Dipodidae. The transcript is spliced from 23 exons. Gene Ontology annotation, biological process: innate immune response; proteolysis; integrin-mediated signaling pathway. Gene Ontology annotation, molecular function: metalloendopeptidase activity; integrin binding. The coding region runs from base 57 to 2651 and encodes 864 amino acids.